Messenger RNA from Striga asiatica, 2105 nucleotides. The record is from the annotation of a GenBank genome assembly. Lineage: Eukaryota; Viridiplantae; Streptophyta; Magnoliopsida; Lamiales; Orobanchaceae.
GCAGUUUUUUGGGUCGUCUUCCAAAAAGCUUCAAUUCACGAGCAUGGCGUUUUUCAUAUUGAGAGUUCCGUCUUCCCCAUGGUGGGUUACUCCGUUUAUGCGAUUCCGCCGCUUCGAGAGCUGCAACAACGACAAAUCCGUUAGAAUUAUCAUCCACCGCAUCUCAUAUUCAUCUUGCGCCGCCGCCGCCAGCACCCCCCAAGCUAGCCAUUCGGAGACGUCACUCAAAUGGGAACCUUUUCGCAAGAAGAAAGUUGUAAUGCGCGUGGGUUACGUCGGUUCUGAUUACAGAGGUUUACAGAUUCAGAAAGAUGAACAUGCUCUAUCCACCAUAGAAGGGGAACUAGAAAAAGCUAUUUUUAAAGCUGGUGGAAUCAAAGAUAGCAAUUAUGGUGAUUUGCACAAAGUUGGGUGGGCAAGAAGUAGUCGGACGGAUAAAGGGGUUCAUUCAUUGGCAACCAUGAUAUCCUUAAAAUUGGAGAUCCCAGAAUUUGCCUGGAAAAAUGAUCCUAAUGGUUUUGCUCUUGCGACUUAUGUUAAUUCUUAUCUUCCUGACAACAUAAGAGUUUUCAGCAUCUUGCCUUCACAAAGGAGCUUUGACGUCCGAAGAGAAUGUAGCCUUCGUAAAUAUUCAUAUCUUCUCCCUGCUGAGAUUAUUGGAGUAAAAGAGAAUUUAACAUCUGGUGAAGUUGAUCGUCAUUUGUCAGAUUUCAAUGCUAUAUUGAACACUUUUGAGGGAGAACAUCCAUUUCACAAUUAUACAGUUAGAUCUAAGUACAGAAAACAGAAGAGAGCCCCUUCAGGAAAUGGUUCCGUAUCAAAAAAGGUGACGUCGCCUGACAUGCAAAGUUUCUCUGAGUCAGAAGGAGGGGAUUAUGAAGAAGAUAUUCAAGAAUUUAAUGAUAAAUCUUCAGCUGGAGUAUUUGGAGAAAUUGAAGGCAACUCAAAGGAAGAAAUUCUCAAUGCACCUGUACAUGCUCGGUGGUUGCAUGAACCCGAUGACAAGGACAGGAUCAGUGCUUCACAUUUCAGAAAGAUUUUUCAGUGUUGUUGUAGGAAGUUGGAGCAUUUGGGUGGUCUGAAUUAUGUAGAAAUAUCCAUUUAUGGAGAGUCGUUCAUGUUGCAUCAGAUACGCAAAAUGGUAGGAACUGCAAUUGCUAUAAAACGUAAUUUACUCCCAAGAGAUGUUUUGAAAUUAUCCCUGUCCAAAUUCUCACGGAUUAUCCUACCUCUGGCUCCAUCUGAAGUACUGAUAUUGAGGGGAAACAAUUUCGUCAUCAGAAAACGACCAGGAAACUUAACGAGGCCCGAAAUGUUGACUUUGGUUGAAUCUGAAGAAAUCCUCAAACUGGUUGACGACUUUUAUAGUUCUAUCAUGCUGCCUCACUUGUCUAAGUUUUUGGACCCUUCAAAGUCACCCUGGAAAGACUGGCUAGAGAUUUUGGAUGCAAACACGAGCAUCCCUGAAAAUCAGUUAAACGAAGUCAGAAUGGCUAAGAAAACAUGGAAAGAGGACUUCGAGAGUCGAAAGAGAAUCGCGAUUUCGUAAAUAAUCAAAGAGUUGGAUUUCAAUAAAGCUGACUUAGCCAAACGAGCUAGUCUGCACUGGUGUUGUGUUUGUCAUGCACUUGACAUAUUUUCGGUUGAUAACUUCAAUCGUGAGUGCGUGUUUCUGAAAGCUCUAUGAGAUGCCUAAGCACACAUCCAGCCAUCCAGACUGUAAAAAUAAUGCGCUAUUCUUUCAUGAAGGACAUCUGCUCGGUCUAAAACAUGCAGCACAAUUUAUGCAUACUUGGUAAGUAAAACCUGGGAAGCAAAAUACCCACAUGCAUAUAUUUAUUUAAAAGUUAAACAUCCAUAAAGUAUACAACUUUGUAGAAUUGUGGGACCUGCAUACAUUCGAAAAUUGAAAAUUUCCAUUACCAUGGUGGUGAAUUACUGGUAAAAGCCUCAUUAACAUUGUAUAUAUAAUCAAGAACAAUAAUACUACUGUUUGAGUGGCCUAAUAGUUAGACAAACCUAUUUUUUUCAAUAGGUAAUAUGAUAUGCCACUCUAAAAAAAUAGAAACAAAAGUAUGACAUUUUAUUGGAUAAGUAUACAAUUU